Molecule: messenger RNA, 910 nt
Organism: Aphanomyces astaci
Lineage: Eukaryota; Oomycota; Saprolegniomycetes; Saprolegniales; Verrucalvaceae
Exons: 1
Coding region: 84-866 (260 amino acids)
Biological process (GO): ubiquitin-dependent protein catabolic process
Molecular function (GO): ubiquitin protein ligase activity; phosphatidylinositol binding
Source: RefSeq, a predicted model, not a curated record
UUCACAUUUCCUUUUGCGAGGUCGUACAGUACUCACAACACGUAGCCGCCUUGCACGUCAAGGUAGCGCCCAAUCUGUCCACGAUGAUGUCUUCCUCCACAGAUCCCAAAGAUUGGAUGGAGAGUGCCCACCACGACCUAAAGCAAGUCAACGUGUACACCAGUGCCACGCGCAUGGUGCACGGGGACAGUGACCCGUUCACAGUGUACACUGUCAUCGUGUCGUGCGCGUCGACCAAGACGUGGUGGGUCAUUCGGAAACGGUACUCGCACUUCCACGCGCUGCGGCAAGGCCUCGUGCACAAAGUGCGAGCGAUGGCCAAAGCCAAGUCAAACACCCUCGCCGACGUCCACACGUUGCUGCAACCGUUGACGUCGUUUCCAUUCCCCAAAAAGUUCCUCCGCCUCGACACCGAUGCGAUCAUGGGUCAUCGCAAAGCCGCGUUCAAAACCAUAACCACCAUGCUCAUGCAAGCCCGCUCUGCCAUGCUCGUGAUGGCGCGACGCCAAGAGAACAACUCUGCGCUAGUCGGCGAGUUGAAGGACUUGCGCUCAACGCUGGACACGUUCUUGGGCGUCCCCGACCGCCAAGUAGCCGAGGAAGAGCACCGCAUGGCGACCCCUCUCGUCGGUAGUUUUACCUCCAUGGACCUCCUGCAUACACACGACAAUGACUGGUGCGAAGAUGACGGGUGCUCCAUUUGUCUUAUCGCCCUGAAGGACGCCACUGACAAGGCCACGGGGGACCGAGUGCUUCGAAUGGGUUGUGGCCAUGCCUACCACGAGAGUUGCAUCGUGCAAUGGCUGGAAAGGAAACUGUCGUGUCCGUUGUGUCGUCAAGUUGCACAGGACGGCGUGGUUCAUUAGUGGUCGCCGUUCAUCGUCAAGUAAUGUAGUCGUCAAAUGUCCAA